This is a messenger RNA of Chelmon rostratus (copperband butterflyfish), 1790 nucleotides long. Its product is annotated as pollen-specific leucine-rich repeat extensin-like protein 1. The record is from RefSeq and is a predicted model, not a curated record. Lineage: Eukaryota; Metazoa; Chordata; Actinopteri; Chaetodontiformes; Chaetodontidae. Gene Ontology annotation, biological process: cell surface receptor signaling pathway. Bases 10 to 1242 code for a protein of 410 amino acids. The transcript is spliced from 2 exons.
ACAGAUGCCAUGAAUGCUUCAGAUAUAACAGCUGACAAGAGAAGGGAAGUUUGUUGGUGCAUUAUUUCAUUUUUCUGUACUGGCACAGUUGGAUCAAGACAGGCUGCUAUCCAACAGCUAAUCAUGGAUACAGUAGAAAUUAUCUUGUCCAUAUGCACAAGCAUCUACCAGAUGGCUGAGAAUGUGAAGGCCAACAAGGAGCGCUGCCAACGAGUCACACAGAGGGUCAAAGCCCUGCAGGAACUGGUUCUCACCAUCAAACAAAGGGGGCCGGGUCGAUGUUCUGUCCCCGUGGAGAACGCUUUGAAAGAACUCUGCACCACUCUGACGUCUGCCAAGAUGCUGAUGACGAAAUAUUCCCAAACCAAAGCUGUUAUGAGCUUUCUGAAGUCCGAAAGCCUUAAAGACCAGUUCUGCAAGAUGAAUGAAAGACUCACUGAUCACCUCCAGGUCCUGUCUGGGGCUCUGCAGGUCGAGCAGGGGAACAUACUGUACAAAGUGUAUGAAACUGUUGCAGGAAGGAAACAGGAUGAAGAGUAUUGCAGUGGACGAGCUAGUUUCACUAACCCCACAACUCCCAUGCCUCCCCCCAGCAUCAUGUCCCCCAUGCCAAUGUGUAGCCCCACAGCUCCUGUGCCUCCCCCCAGCAUCAUGUCCCCCAUGCCAAUGUGUAGCCCCACAGCUCCCGUGCCUCCCCCCAGCAUCAUGUCCCCCAUGCCAAUGUGUAGCCCCACAACUCCCGUGCCUGCCCCCAGCAUCAUGUCCCCCAUGCCAAUGUGUAGCCCCACAACUCCCAUGCCUGCCCCCAGCAUCAUGUCCCCCAUGCCAAUGUGUAGCCCCACAACUCCCAUGCCUGCCCCCAGCAUCAUGUCCCCCAUGCCAAUGUGUAGCCCCACAACUCCUGUGCCUCCCCCCAGCAUCAUGUCCCCCAUGUCAAUGUGUAGCCCCACAACUCCUGUGCCUCCCCCCAGCAUCAUGUCCCCCAUGCCAAUGUGUAGCCCCGUUGCUGUGCGCUACAUCAUGCCGCCCCGCCCGCUGUCUAUCCCCAUGGCUCCCAUGCCACGACCUGGAACCAUGGUCCCUGUGCUGUUCUCCAACACUGCUGUCUCCUCCACCAUGGCCCCCAAGCCUGUUCUUAGGAUCACUGCCCCGGUGCAAGCUCCUUUUGCCCCAGUGACUUUUUCAACACAAAAAACUUCUGUUGGAAGAAGUUGUGUGGUCAACAAAUUCUAUUGUCCUUAAAACAAUGGGAACGUUGAACUAGGAACUGUAAAAAGUUUUGGAAAAUGUUUCUGUGAAGACAAAGAGGGAUGGGCAGGAGGAAGCAGCACAACCCCUUCCCCCCAUUCCCAUGCCUGGUGUUGGUGGAGCCAAGGUCCCCACAGCAAAAUGCACUUACCCAAACAAAGUUAUUUGGUUUCAUAUUCAACUUUUUAGUAUUUGUCUUUUAAGGUUCUUUUAAUUUAAGAGAGACAGGGAACAAGAGGACAGAGAGCACUGCAGUGACAUGGUACUCUCCUUCAGGUCUAAGUAUGUUUGAAGAGAACUAGUCUGUACAAAGAGUAUUUACAUAUUCAUCCUUUAAAGAACUCUAAAUAUUCCUACUCCAAAUGUAAAUUAAUACUGUCAUUAAAACAAAUCUGAUAGGCGAUGACUCAAACUAUAUGCACAGAGAACAAUAAGUUAAAACAUGUAACAGAAAGAUUGUUCAUUAUGUAAGUACAACUCCAAUGUAUAGUUAUUAUGUGCAAUAACCUCUGUUCUCCUCUGAUUAUAAACAUGCAAAUCCA